Molecule: messenger RNA, 1723 nt
Organism: Bombyx mandarina (wild silkworm)
Lineage: Eukaryota; Metazoa; Arthropoda; Insecta; Lepidoptera; Bombycidae
Gene: Rpn3
Product: regulatory particle non-ATPase 3
Biological process (GO): ubiquitin-dependent protein catabolic process; regulation of protein catabolic process
Cellular component (GO): proteasome regulatory particle, lid subcomplex; proteasome complex
Molecular function (GO): enzyme regulator activity
Source: RefSeq, a predicted model, not a curated record
UCAAAAAAAAAAAAGACAAAGUUACUCGGCAUUUUUGAUUAUUGUGACAGAUUGCAUUUUACUAAAAUUUGUAGAUUGAUUUCGUUCAUUCUCAUAUUCACAUUGUUUUGAAAAAUAUCAGUUAUAUAUACAAUGGCUCCAGUGGAAGAUGUUGAAAUGAAAAAUGUGGAAAGUCCUGCAGCUGUUAGUGACGUUGAGACAGCGGAUGUAAAGAAAGAUGCUGAUGUACUAGCUGUUCAGGAUCUACGAGAACACAUCAGACAAAUCGAUAAAGCUGUUACUUCGAAAGAACCUAGAUUCGCUAUGCGUGUACUUAGAGCACUGCCGAGCACUCGCAGGAAGUUAAACGGUAACGUUCUGCGAGCUAUUAUCAAUCAGAUUUAUCCCACUAGUGCUGAGAAAGAAACCAUACUAUCUUUUGUGGAAAAUGCUCUCCCUGGUGCCGUAGAAAUAGAAGCUCCCAGGUCACGAAGCGCCCCUAAGCAGCCAGUGCCCGAAGUGGAUACAUAUUUGCAUCUCCUUGUGCUGUUACGUUUGUUGGAUACAAACAAACUUGAAGAAGCCACAGAAUGCUCUCAGCAACUAAUGACAAAAGUUACUACUCAAAAUCGAAGAACCCUUGACUUGAUUGCUGCAAAAUGCUAUUUUUAUCACUCAAGAGUGUUUGAACUAACUAACAAGUUGGAUGUGAUCAGAGGUCUCUUACAUGCCCGACUUCGUACAUCAACAUUGAGAAAUGACUAUGAAGGUCAAGCUGUUAUUAUCAACUGCCUGUUGAGAAAUUACUUGCACUACUCUUUGUAUGAUCAAGCUGAUAAAUUAGUAAGUAAGUCAGUUUUUCCUGAAAAUGCCAGCAACAAUGAGUGGGCAAGAUUUCUGUACUACCUUGGCAGAAUAAAAGCAGCAAGGUUAGAAUACAGUGAUGCACACAAACAUCUAGUGCAGGCUUUAAGAAAAGCUCCUCAAACAGCUGCUGUUGGAUUCCGUCAAACGGUCCAAAAAUUAGCAAUUGUAGUGGAAUUGCUAUUAGGUGAUAUACCGGAGCGAGUGAUUUUCCGUCAAGCUCCACUUCGUAAAGCAUUAGCUCCAUAUUUCCAGCUCACACAAGCUGUGCGUCUUGGAAACUUGCAAAGAUUUGGUGAAGUAUUGGAGAAUUAUGGGCCACAGUUCCGAAAUGAUCACACAUUUACAUUGAUCCUUCGUCUUAGACAGAAUGUUAUUAAGACUGCUAUUCGUUCAAUUGGAUUGUCCUAUUCUCGCAUAUCACCAAAAGAUAUAGCUCGCAAAUUAGGGCUUGACUCUGCUGAAGAUGCAGAAUUCAUUGUUGCUAAGGCAAUCAGAGAUGGAGUGAUUGAGGCAACAUUAGACCCUGUAAAGGGCUACAUGAGUAAUAAAGAAAGCUCAGAUAUUUAUUGUACCAGAGAGCCACAGUUAGCCUUUCAUCAGCGGAUUUCAUUUUGCCUAGAUUUACACAACCAAAGUGUUAAGGCAAUGAGAUAUCCACCAAAAUCAUACGGAAAAGAAUUGGAAAGUGCUGAGGAACGCCGUGAAAGAGAACAGCAAGAUCUGGAACUUGCCAAAGAAAUGGCAGAGGAAGAUGAUGAUGGUUUCCCAUGAACUAUCUUAUAAAAUUUUAUAUUACAACAUUUUGUGUAUUAGAUUUCAAUUAACACUGUUUGGAAUUGUAAAAAUAAUGAGUCAAUAAAAUUAAAGCUAAAUAUUU